Molecule: messenger RNA, 2160 nt
Organism: Triplophysa rosa
Lineage: Eukaryota; Metazoa; Chordata; Actinopteri; Cypriniformes; Nemacheilidae
Gene: sparta
Product: spartin a
Exons: 7
Biological process (GO): negative regulation of BMP signaling pathway; cell division
Cellular component (GO): plasma membrane
Source: RefSeq, a predicted model, not a curated record
CGUCAUGGGAAAUAUUAGCCACUAAACCGGGCGGUAGUCUUUAAAAGCAUACAAACGGGUAGUCUCUCGUGUUGGGUACGAUUUCUUGACAAUUUUCUGGUUUAUCGUGCUCGGAGAUGGAGUCCGCGGAACCGGCCGAAGUUCAGAAAAUUCGUGCGCACUAUGACAAAGCGCUACAAUGCCUCAAAACAGGGCUUCAAUACGAUGAGAUGGGAAAUAAAGCACAAGCUCUCAUUAUGUACAGACGGGGCAGUCAGCAUCUUGCCAGUGGGCUGGAGGUUAACACCCAGGGCAACCGCUGCGUCGGACCCAGCUGGGACUUUGCGCGGCAGAUGCAGCUGAAGAUGAACAAGACCUUGAGCACCAUCAAAACUCGUUUAACGUCGCUGGAGUCUACACCGACCCAGGGUCAGCGACUUUAUCCGACUCUUCCUGUCCUACAGGACCCCCAGCCUCUACCUAACACCAGAAGGCAUCUACCAGGCAACCAGAUGUCAAGUUCAGGAGGGGUCCCUGCUCUUCCUGCCUCACCUGUGGUGGGUCUUGCUGUUUCUAGUGAGCUUCCACCAGCCUACACCCAACAACCCACAGAGGGACAUUUGUCAAUCACUCAUUGAGGGUCAUAUCAAUCUGUUCCGAACCAGAUACUCCAACGUCAGGCUGUUGCCCCUGUUAAUCUCAGAGAGGCUGGAAUGGAGAUUUUGUUGUUGCCCAGUGGGGUGCAGAUGUUUUUUGUGUCUGCUGAGGGCCAUGUCAGUGCCCCCUCUUAUCCAGGGUACCUGCGACUUAUCUCAUACAGGAACCAGAAUGCUCACGGCGGUGCCAGCUAUGCCCCAGCAUACCUACAGGUAUGUGAUUGGAUCUACCCGCUGUACCCAGACUCGCCUGUUUUUCUGAGCAACAAAGGUGUGUUUACAUUUCCUGACAUCACAGCAGCAGUACCGGGGUCGUACGUGGGGGUGGUGCUGUCCUCAGAAUUGCCCGCAGCAGAUAGAUCUUUAUUUCAGGAGCAACUGUCAUUGCUGGCACAACUCAGAGUCCAGGUUGAUGGUGGAUCAGUUGGAGCCACAGGGACAGACAAAAAGGUUCCUAUUGGUGCUCCUUCAGAAGCAUCUGUAGCACCAGAAGGGGAGGAUAAAACUAUUCCUGGUUGGAGUGAAAAAAUGUCACAGAGCAUUUUAGCAGGAACCUCCUGGCUGAGUCAGGGGCUCGUGCGAGGAGCUGAAGCCACAAGUAAAGCCAUCCAUAAAGGAGGGACCCUGGUACGAGAAAACACAACUCCAGAAGAGACCCCAGCGGAGGUCAGCCCCACGGUUACCAAAAGCCUAAAUGCUGCCAGACAGGCAACCGGUGGUGCUGUGAAAGUCAGCCAGUAUCUAGUGGAUGGUGUUGCUACUGUGGCUGGUAAAGUUGGGAAGGAACUUGCGCCUCACAUAAAAAACUACGGCAACAAACUUAUUCCAGAAACCCUCAAGAAAAAUAAAGAUGGCACGUCCACAGUGGACGGAGCCAAACUAGUGGCAGGAAGCAGCAUACAAGGUUUAUCCAAUGUCUGGUCCAGUCUGGAGACGGCAGGCAAAACGAUCGGCAAAAGUUUAACUUCGGAAACCGUCUCUACUGUGAGGCACAAAUUUAGGGGUCUGGGAAACCUUUCGGGCCCCCCUAGCAGCAUAUAAACGGUGGCGGGUAAAAUCACAUUUUUUUCCUGCUAAUGCUCUCUGCCAAGUUCUAACCUACCCACAACUGGUGCCUAUUUUUGUUGUCUGUCAUGGUGUUUCAUGAAUUAAACCUGAGAUAAAGACAACAUUAUAUCUGUCUUGGUCUGCUUAUGUCAUUUCAUUUAUCAUCAUUUUUUUGCACACAAAACAUUUAUGGUGUUUUCACAUAUAGUUUGUUUUAAAAGAACCAAACCCAGUUCACUUAAAGUGAUCCAGAAAGUGAUCUAGCCCAACGUGAUCUCAGUCCUUUUGGUGUUCACAUCAUAGUGGACUCAAAAGAGAACUCUGUCCUUUUUUGGUCCUCUUUGGAAUUAAAGUGAUCUCGGACCCUUUCCUGUUCACAUCUUCAUGAGCCCUUAGUAUCAGUUGUCGCCGUUUAAACUGUUAAACAGUUCAUAUUAGUCCUGUCUAGAGCUAUCCGUUUAGACCGUCUCAUUGUUUG